This is a messenger RNA of Nanorana parkeri, 2322 nucleotides long. RefSeq names its product GDP dissociation inhibitor 2 (gene GDI2). The record is from RefSeq and is a predicted model, not a curated record. The transcript has 11 exons. Bases 214 to 1551 code for a protein of 445 amino acids. Gene Ontology annotation, molecular function: Rab GDP-dissociation inhibitor activity. Gene Ontology annotation, biological process: small GTPase-mediated signal transduction; protein transport; vesicle-mediated transport. Gene Ontology annotation, cellular component: cytoplasm. NCBI's taxonomy places the organism in Eukaryota, Metazoa, Chordata, Amphibia, Anura, Dicroglossidae.
CUGUGCAGAAAGCGCACAGAUUGACAGCGGCUCGCCCCUACCGGCGUUUCUGAUUGGCUGGUUAGAGACGUGCGGGUGCAAUUUGGGAGUGGGGAUCCGUGCGCGUCCACAUCUCGCCUCUGUUAACACUUCCGGAGCCGCCAUACGCGCAGUCAGUGAGCGCGCCCCCGGCUUUCUUGCUUCUGACACCCAAGUCACCCGCAGUCCGACAAUAUGAAUGAGGAGUACGACGUCAUCGUGCUCGGUACCGGCCUGACGGAAUGUAUCCUGUCUGGAAUAAUGUCCGUAAACGGCAAGAAGGUGUUGCAUAUGGAUCGCAAUUCUUAUUACGGGGGAGACAGUGCUUCCAUCACACCUCUGGAAGAUCUGUACAAAAGGUUUAACCUCCCUGGAAGUCCCCCGGAGUCAAUGGGACGGGGACGAGAUUGGAAUGUGGAUCUGGUUCCUAAAUUUCUUAUGGCUGGGGGUCAGUUGGUAAAAAUGCUGCUGUUUACUGAAGUUACCCGCUAUCUGGAUUUCAAAGUAAUUGAAGGCAGCUUUGUCUACAAAGGAGGAAAGAUCUACAAGGUUCCUUCAACAGAAGCAGAGGCUCUGGCAUCCAGUUUGAUGGGCUUGUUCGAGAAGCGCAGGUUUAAGAAAUUCCUUGGCUUUGUUGCAAAUUAUGAUGAAAAUGAUGCAAAAACAAUGGAAGGAGUUGAUCCUAAAAACACAACUAUGCAAGAGGUUUACAAGAAGUUUGACUUGGGACAGGAUGUCGUUGACUUCACAGGCCAUGCUCUGGCUCUGUACAGGACUGAUGAGUAUCUGAAUCAGCCCUGUCUUGAGACUUUAAACAGGAUUAAGCUUUACAGUGAAUCACUUGCACGAUAUGGCAAAAGCCCUUACCUUUAUCCACUCUAUGGCCUUGGAGAGCUGCCACAAGGUUUUGCAAGAUUAAGUGCCAUUUAUGGAGGAACUUACAUGCUAAACAAGCCAAUAGAAGAGUUGGUUAUGGAAAAUGGAAGGAUUGUUGGUGUAAAAUCAGAAGGGGAGAUUGCUAGAUGCAAGCAGCUGAUUUGUGACCCUAGUUAUGUUCCGGACCGUGUCACUAAAGUAGGGAAAGUUGUACGUGUUAUCUGUAUUCUAAGCCACCCAAUUAAGAACACAAAUGAUGCAAACUCCUGCCAGAUCAUCAUUCCUCAAAACCAGGUCAACAGGAAGUCUGAUAUCUAUGUGUGUAUGAUUUCAUAUGCACACAAUGUGGCUGCACAAGGAAAAUAUAUUGCUAUAGUAAGCACUACUGUAGAAACCAGUGAUCCAGAGAAGGAAAUUAGGCCUGCACUUGAACUGCUGGAGCCCAUUGAGCAGAAAUUUGUUAGCAUUUGUGACAUGUAUGCCCCUACCGACGUGGGAACAGACAGUCAGAUCUUUAUUUCACGCUGUUACGAUGCCACCACCCACUUUGAAACCACCUGCAAUGAUAUCAAGGACAUCUAUAAGAGAAUGAUGGGCUGUGAAUUUGACUUUGAAGAGAUGAAACGCAAGAAAGAGGACAUCUUUGGUGAAAACUAGGCAUGCGAUGCCUAAGCCUAGGAGAAUUUCUAAAUCCGCUACAAACGUAUUUCUGGGAAUUAGGAACACUGUAUGAAACUCAAUAUUGUAAGGCCUGCUUUUUUGUAAAAAGUUCUGGAAAUCCAAGAAUACUGCUCUGGUAAUUGCUCUCUGCCCUUUCCUGUUUUAUUUUCUGAUGAAGCUGCUGCCGCUGUCUGGCCUAGUCAUAAAUAAUGUCAUAAUUACUACAGAAGGCACAUUUCUUUCUUUCCCCCGUUUAAUAGAACACGUACAUCCUGCAGUGAAGGAUCUGCCUUCAGUAUUGACUUUUUAUCUGUAUUUUAAUUUAGUGUCAUCACUGGUACACACGUAUACUAAAGAUUUUUUUUUUUUAUAUAUACAUAUAUAAAGCUAUCGGGAAGAAACUUGGCAGAUCGCUCUAUUUUUGUGCUGCAAAACACUUAAGUAUUUGGGCAGCUCUCCUGUCCCCCCCCAGCCCCCAAACUACAUUACUACAUUAGCUCAUGGUCGGGCUUAUUAUGUGACACGGAGCACCAGGCGUGCACAGUUGUUAACACCAGCUGGGAAAAGAUUGCUUCCUUUUUAUUGUAAUGAAGUACCAAGCCAAUAGUAUUCUGCAGGCCAAGCGUGCCUGUUUCUGUAUUCCCUCUCAGCUUCCAGCAGGAUCAAACAGAAAUGCAGUAUUGAUUUGACAGUCCUACCAUCACUUGUUGCUUAAUAGGGUUUAAGAUGAUUUCUGUACUGCAAAGUAAAGCCAAAUUGUGGAAACCA